AUGAUCGAAGGUUUAUUUUUAACAUCUGGACAAAAAAUAGGUGCUAAAAAUGAAAUCCUAACAACAACAACAACAACAACAACAACAACAACAACCACUACCACUGCAGCAGCGUUUGCUGUCCAGGAGGAGGCAGUAAAGACUGAGGAAGACAUCAAUGAGGACGAGGAUGAGGGCGACAUCAAACAGGCUGCUGAUGAAGACGAAUCUGAGGAGGCUGAAGCUGUUAUGAGUCAGCCUGCUCCCCUCGAAGAGGAGGAUGAUGAGGGAGAAGACGAAGAGCCAGCAGCUGAACUGAAGAAAACUGUAGACGAACCUGAAGACAAAAAAGAGGAGGAGUACGACGAAGACGACGAUGAGGAGAAGGCGACGGUGGAUGUGAUCAAACCUGUGCCUGAACCAGAGGAAGAAGCACCACCGACUGAACCCGCAGCAUGUCCCUGCAUGCACUCCGCAAAGGCCAAAGAGACUGCAGCAAAGACUGUAGACAAAAAAGAUGCUCCGAGGAAGGUUUCAGCUGUGAGAAGGAAAAAAGACCAUGAAGCUGUGAAAACAGAUGAAAAGCCGAAAAAGACAGCUUUACCCAGAAUUGCAGGUCUGCCACCAACACUCAGGAGGAUCAGGAAAACUCCUACUAUUCUCAGAGCCAAGAAAGUGGAAAAGACCAAGACUCCCAAAGCAAAGACAGAGACCAAAAAAAAAGAAGAGGUCACAGAAUCUGCACAAGACGUUGGCCCUUGCAGACCUGCACCCGUCUACUGCCCGUCUCCACCUGGCUGGUACGUUCAUCACGUUGUCACAGACAACCCGUAUCCUCCACCAACCAUGUCAGCUCCCUCUGCUCCUGUUCUGACCGCCCACCCCGUCCAUCCCGGAGCUCCGCCGCUGUAUCAGCAGCAACCACCUCCCUUGAUGCAGCCGCUCUAUGCACAAUAUCAACCAUACCCACCGCCAAUGCAGCCAGUGAUGCAGCCUCAACCAGAACCAGUGCAGCCAGUCCCACCAGUUGAACCAGUCCAGCCAGAAGCCACAGAACAAGAGGCUCCUGUUCAGCCUGAGAUCCAGACUCCAGUUGAUGAAGCUCAGCCCGCUGUGGCUCCAGUCCAGGAACCAGAAACUGUUGAGGAAGAAGUAAAGGCUGCACCCACCAAGAAAGCUUCAAAGAAGAAAACUGAUGCUGCUGAUUUAGAAAAAGAGCCAGCAGCGGGCAAAGAGAAAACAAAGAAAGAUGCUGCUGUUUCCAAAGACACCAAAGCAAAGAAAGAACCAACUGCAAAAAAAGAGAAAACCAAAAGUCCAGCAAUGGCUAAGAAAGAGCCAGCUGUAAAAGAGAAAACCAAAACUGCUGCAGCUGCUAAGAAAGAGCCUGCAGCUGCCCGACAGAAGAGGAAAUCAGGCUCUGAAAAGACAGAAGCGUCACCUGUCAAGAGCAAAGAGAAAGCAACUGCAGCCAAGAAAGAUGCAGAUCCAGAACCACGUCCACAGCCGAUCAGACUGAGAACGAGACUAGAUGCUGCUAGGAGGGCAAAUGUAACCUCUCAGGCAAAGGAGGAGAAAGAACCAGCCAAGACAAGAACGAAAUUAUUGGCGGACAAGAAAAGCAAAGCUGAGAAGGCUGAAAAGAAAUCCGUCAAAGUGGCUCAAGAUAAAGAGAAACAACCAACACAAACUAAAGAGCCCCAGACCGAAGACAAUACUACAGAAAAGAAGAAACCAGGCCAGAGAUACUUCCAGUGCAUUUACGUACCUGGUAAAAAUGCACAGUACCCUUUGCGACCUUUCACCCCAGCCAUGUCCCCCACCAUGAUGUCCCCUGCACUCAGGUCCAUGCUGGAGCAGCAGAGAGCAGUGAGGGCGUCGGGGCAAUAGGUCAACCUGAACUCUCACCUCAUUUCUGAUAGCACUGCAUCUCCCAGUCCAGCAGGGGGAGAUGUUUUAAAUCUGUGAAAUCCUUACAUUUUGAGGAAAAUCACAGACACAGAUAAAAGUGGACAGAACUAUUUUGUUUUUAAUUUAUUUAUGUUUUUUUUUUUCCUUUCUAUGUGGUUGAGCUCCUGGGGUUUCUGUUGAUAUUUCCCAUUUUCCUCUCAGCUGAUGCUUUGCUGCUUCAUUAGUCAUCACUGCUAUGCCCUGCUUGUGUCUGAGAUGUAAUAUAAAAUCACCAACAUCCAAACAAAGAAGCAUUUAUGUGAAUAUUCUUAACUCAGUAUAGUGUACAUAAUGCUUGUAUUUGUAAUUUAGGGUGAAAUAAAUGUACACACCUUUGGCAUGUUGUUUUUCAGUUGCAGCCCAGUUUAAUAUGAGCUUUUUAUGAAAUCCUAUUUUGUUUAAAAUGUAUACUUUAAGGCACUUGCACUGACACCAAACAGUUAACAAAACAGUUAUGCACCAUGAGAAACAUUUGUUUUUUAGUUUUAAUGGAUACUUUUUUAAAGCUGCACAUUAUAUAUUUUGAAGGGAUAAUAGUGUAACAAAUGCAAAACUCAUGAACUCAUUAGGGACAGCAUUUUGCAUCAAAUGUUAAUGGGAAAGAAAUUAGGAAAUAAAGAACUUGUAUUGGAUUUGAAUGUGAUUAUACUUGCAUAGUUCAGCUUUUGUUUUUUAAUAUAACAGCUAACAUAGCAAUGCAUGCAUUCACACUCUGAACUGUGACUUGAGAAUGUAAAAGAUGAAUAAGUUGACAACUUGGAUCCUCUUUCAUUUUUAAUCAUUGAUGUAAAUCACCCUUAUCCGUUGUCCCAUAACAAGACUGGUUUUUGUUUUGCUGCUUUGCUGCAUCCGCCACAGAUUAUCAUGCAAAUGUUGGGGUUUCAAAUCCCAGGAGCUCCCACAGUUGAUCCAAGCAGCCUCCCUGUCUCUGAUCAUGAGUGUGUGAACAUCCAUCAGUCUCAUAAAAAUGUUGCUGAGUGAUGAAUAAUGAGGCAUUUUCUGUUUAGAUGACCUAAUAUCAGGCAGGAGUAAAGAGGCGAGCUCAUAUCAGCUGUGUCAGCAUGAAACUGCAGCACAUGGAACAGUAUGAGUCUCACCUUAACAUGCUUCAUUUAAAUUAAAGGCACUGCUGCUUUUCUUAGUUUAAAGACAUACUUUGACAUGUUAAAUGUAAUGGUUGGAUGUUUUUUCAUUCCCAGACACUGACACAUUUUGUUUGAUUGUCUGUCUUUAGAAGAAGUUGCUUUUUAAAAGUGUCCUCAGCUUCAAAUAGGAACAUAAGGGCUUGAAGUUUACAGUAUAUAGUCCCUCAUUUAAUAAUUUAAUACUUGAACGCUGUAAUUUUUUAAAUAAUUGGCCCUUUGCUUCUUUGUCCCAUAAUCUUUACACCUUGAAAGUCCUUGAAAAAGUCAAAGUCAGCUUUGUUCUUAAGAAUUAAGUCCACUUUAUAGGAUCAGUGGAUUAAAUGUUGUAGUGUAUCAAGUAGAAUCUCAAACUGUUGAGCUAUCUUAGUUAACUUAUUUUAACUUGCAUAUUCAGAGACAGGGAGUCUGUGCACGGACAACUUUGACGUGACCAACUAAUGAGACGCUGUGAUGUCUGCUACAGUGGUUAAAUGUCAUUUUUACCAUGUUGAUCAUCAGCCUAUUUCUUAAGGCUGAUACAUUGUCAUAUUUUCAGUUACCUCACUCGCUCUGGUUUUGUAUCUGACCAACAAGGCCUGAUGCCUUGUUGUUGCUGCAAAACUGUUGCUGAGCAUUAUCGGCGAUUUGCUGUUGUCUUACAGAAUGAAAACCUUAACUGAAAAGAACCAAAAGGGGUUUUCACACUAGGAUUAAAGCAGGGAUAACACCCACAUUAGUCCAAGGCCUGCUGUAGUGUUCGCCCAAGGCAUAUACACACUUACAGUUCCUAUAAUCCACAAGGCGUUCUAAUGUUAAUUCCUCCAUGUUUUUAAAGUUCAGUUUCACUUGUGAGUUACAUGGUAACGCAGCGUAAGGCACUUCUACUGUUGCAAUGGUUACCUACGGUUUAAUACCUUGUGGACUGACUUUGAGCAGUUAUUUAACUGUAGACUGAUGUUCGAGGUGUGGCAAUUUACUAAUCCUCAUUGUAUUGCAGGUCUAUUGACAUCUGUUCAGGAUUAUCCCCAAAAAGUCUUAAGGUGUGUUCAGACUGAACCCAAAGCUAUAAGUACAGAGGCGAUGCAAAUGCAUACAAAUCAAUGGAAAGCUGUGAGUGGAAGCGAACAGCUGCAGGUUCAGUCGAGGUAGUGCAAACUAAGGUGAAGACGCAUCUUAAAAUGCUUCCACAAAACACCAGAAAUGUGCACAUAUCCUGCAGCUGUAUGACUCUGCUGCAGAAACAAGAGGAACAUAGGACAAACUGGGGACAAAAUAACAGAGAACUGGAGUUCUUGUUGAGUUUUGUAAUGAGUCCGACCUACCAAGCUAACAGCAACAGCUAGCCCCUGUAGAGUUUAUCAUGAGCUGUUUGUGGCCACUAAUGGCACAAUAAAGCGAGGGAAAAUUGCUUCAUGUUCACUCUGAAUGCACCUUUAAAAUCACUGGUGUUAAUCUGGGUUAGAACCAAAGCAACGGGAUGUCCAAUCAAAUCUCCGCUUAUUGUUUGCUGUUAGCAUACUGAGCACAUUAACUCUGAUUUUUGAGUGUAAAUAUUUAACCUGAGGCUUGACGCAAACUCCAGGUUAACAAGUCCAAGUGUGCCUGCAGGGUUUAGGUCAACUGGUCAGAGAAAUGUAAGUGUGAAGAGCCCUUAUGUUUCAUGAGAUAAAAUUAGAUCUGACAAGCAUUUACAGUAGCAAUCUACUGAGUGUUGUUAGAGUGGCAUUUAAAAGACACCUGGCGUUGGUGUUUACUUCAGGUGUUUUGCUCAUAGAUGAAUCAUUUUUAAAAUGAAUCUUAUUCCAGUGGGGAGAUGCAGUAGUAGGUUGCUGCUCUGUGCUGUCUGGAGGCCCUGAAUGAAUGAUAUUAACAGACAGUAAUUACACCAUACAGCUGGAGCUGUGUGCUCUAAUUAUGCUUUCAAAUCUUACCUAAUCCAAUCUCACUUGACUAUAUACAAGACUUUUUAUAACCUGCAAAAAUGUUCAUGUGAUCCUAAAAAGUGGAAUGGGUCUCGGCUACAUCCCUGAUUACAUGUUCUAAAUAUUGUUGUGUAAGAUCAUAAGUACAUAAGUGUAAUGCUGUUUUUUUCCCCUGCAUGUUGUCACCAUAGUGCAGCAGUAUUGAAAGGGUACCGUGUGUACACUUGAAGCAAAAAAAAUGUACUCAUCAGUAUGUUUCACUUCAGUUUUUCAGUAGUUUAUAUAGUUUAUAUAUUUGAUGAUCUGUACCUUCUACAUUUUGGACUGGGUUUCCCACAUUUGUUGGUCAGUAGUAUAUUUUUGAUAAUUUGAUGUAGUUUUUGCUCCAAAAGUCAAUACUUUUGACAACUCUCCACUAAACCAACCUGACCACUUGCCAUUUGAAGUUACCUUUGGAGUUUUUGUCCACUAGUGGGCCUGUAAACCACUGUUUUGAGGAGAAGGUCCCUGAGGAGGAAAUACAACACAAAUAAACGUUAGCUUCUAGCUAUUAGGUUGAUGUAUCAAAGCAAACAUCUUUGGACAAGCUUACCUCGGAAACUUUGGUUACUAGGGUAACUCUAGUUCUCUGUGAACAGCUUGCCUGUCACAUCACCUGAUGUUUUGGUUAAAAAUAAAGGUAUUUAUUUCAAAGACAGGCAAUGCGUUCAAAUGGCAGGGAGGAGAAAUGUUCUUUACUAUCCCUUAAUUUUACAUAAUUCACAUUAUCAAUGGUGCGUCAAAAUGUAGAAAUGAGUACAGCAAGCUGAUGUAAACAAUGCAGUUUUUAAAACAUUCAAACAUUCAUAUUAUGGGCCUACAUUAAAAAAUGUACAAAGUGCCAUAAACUCUAUGUUUGUUUUACUUGAACAUUAGCAUACACAGUAUCAGAUGUGCUAAUUUUGUUACCGUUCUUUUGACCAUGAGGUCUAGAAACAUGUAACAAUUGAAUAUGAUCCAAUAAAUGAAUUGGAUUUGAGCAUUUAGGUCCGGUUAAGUUCAUUUGAGACCAACGGGCUUAUUGCUUUAUAGAAAGCAGUGAAAAAAGAGGGAAACCAGCAGAAAAUACUGGUUGGUAUUACACCUAUGGCUCUUGUUUAUACCAUAGUAUGACAAUGAUUUGCUAGUUGUGUACCUUCCUCUAAGGGGAAUUCAGGAGUUUUAAAACCAGGUUUAUGCCAUGUGCAAACCCUGGAGGAAACAGUAUUUAAGUUUCUCACCUGCUGCAGUAGCUGGAGAGAGAGAGAGCGAGAGAGAGAGAGAGAGAGAGAGAGAGAGAGAGAGAGAGAGAGAGAUAUGUUAUAAAAAAUACCUUUGACAGGACGUUGUAAAAGGUUCAAAAGACUUUCAGAAAGAUGUUACUUCAUAUUUGUUGAUGUUUACUUACCAAAGAGUGUUAUAGUCAUCCUGGGCUUGUUUUUAUGAAUCUACAGAAUUAAUCUGGAAAUGUUUCAAAAUUGGGAAAAUAUGAUGACUGUUGUGAUUUCAGCAAUACAAGCAUAUUAUUUGCUGUACUAAUGUUGUUUUGAAGCAAUUUUAUCCACUGAACAAAUUAGGUUUGAGGUUGUUUGGUUCAUUUGGAAGAAACACUUAUUUUGUUAAUGCUUUCUUAUGUAAUUUGCAUGAUGGUGUCAUUUAAAGAAGACAGCAGCAGAUGUUUGAGUUGCAAUUCAGUUCCACACAAGCAUCACUCUCAGAUGCUGUAUAACGACUGUAGAUAAUAGUUUUUUGUGUUGCACUCUGGAGACUGAUCAUUAAGUCUCACAGUAAAAUAGAUAAAAAAUAAAUGAAAAUAAAUAAAUACACUGGUUUGCUCGGAAAAAUGUAAUUUUUUUCAAUUAGAGAGAUUUUUUUAUGUUGUCCAAUAUCAUCAGACUGUAAUGUGGGCAACAAUUUUAACUAUGUUUCAUAAAGAGAGAGUAUAAACUACCUGUUGCAUGUAUUAUAAAGCCAAGGAGUAUGAUGUAAGCACAUGAUAAGGCUAGCAGCCUGACUCAAUAACCAUUUUAAACAUUUUAGGAGCCAAUUAAAUGUCACAAGUGACAUUUCAGGCUGCUGAAAUGGCACUCUAGAGGUAAUGUCUGCCGUGGUAAAAUGUAGAAUACAAUCACCAAAAUGCAUUUUGUGAGUCAUAAUGUCAAUAAAUAUUUGAAGAAA
This is a messenger RNA of Dicentrarchus labrax (European seabass), 7171 nucleotides long. RefSeq names its product neurofilament heavy polypeptide. NCBI's taxonomy places the organism in Eukaryota, Metazoa, Chordata, Actinopteri, Moronidae. Bases 1 to 1869 code for a protein of 622 amino acids. The transcript is spliced from 27 exons. The record is from RefSeq and is a predicted model, not a curated record.